UGUAGAGCCCCCCCAUCCUCUCAUCCUCUCAUCCUCUCAUCCUGCAGACCAUCGGGCGGACGGACAGAUUUGCAGACAGUCAUGUCGGUGUCGCCCGCCCUCGUCGACCUCUCUCGCCUCUAUCAGACAGAGUUUGUCCGUAGCGCCCGCGCGGUCGGCGUCCUCUGGGCCGUCUGCUCGCUCUGCUUCGCCAUCAUCCAGGUGGUCGUCCUGGUGCAGCCGUCCUGGAUCGGCACCGGAGACACCCGCCACCAGGGGGUGGGACCGGCCCCGCCGAGCGGCACCCUGGGACUGUUUGAGGUGUGUGUGGAGUCGGACUGGCCGGUCCCAGACUGUCGUGGUGGUCUGUCCAGUCUGUCUCCUCUGCCGUCCUUCCAGUCGGUGGCGGUGUUGGUGGGAGUUUCUCUGUGGGCGGUGUGGACCAGCGUACUCUGUCUCUGUCUCUUCAGGUUCUGCAGCGCCGCAACCGUGUACAAGAUCUGCGCAUGGUUGCAGCUCACGGCAGGUUUCUGUCUGGCGUUGGCUUGUCUUCUAUUUCCAGACUCGUGGGAGAGUCCAGAGAUGAGAGCUCUGUGUGGAGACUCUGUGGGCAGUUUCUCUCCAGGUAACUGUUCGGUCCACUGGGCCUACAUCUUGGCUAUCCUGGGUGUUCUGGACGCUGCCAUCUUGGCCACGCUGGCCUUCGUCCUUGCCAACAGACAGGACGCCCUGCUGCCCCCAGACACUAAGGAUGUGACCACAGGUCUGCUGAUGUCAGCGUAGAGCCGCCAGCGGCGGUUGGUCGUCACUUCUCCUCCUCCUGAUAUCUCCUACCCUUCAUCAUCAUCUUCAUCAUUAUAGGAGACAAAUAUCAACAUCAGCCAGAAGAAGAAUGAACCAGUCCUCCUGCUCUCCUUUCUCUUUAAUGCCGUCGUGAGGAAAGAUGGAUAAAGAUGAGCGGGAAGAAAGAAAAGGAGAUGCAAGACAGUAAAGGUGCAGAACACUGGAGGAUACAGAAGGUCUAUAUUAACUUUAGUAAAGUGUUCAGCUGUGCAUUUACAAAAUAUAACCUGUGACAUGGCUCAGCUGGUGGUUUAUAGCAUCGCACAGUAUUUAUUAUGUCUGUCUGUGUUCAUGUGUUGAGGCAAGAAGGUUUGGACAAGAUGUAGCGCCUCCAGCAUGAAUAACAUACAAUUCAAAUAAUGGUUCUGAACCAACCGCAACACUUUAGAGGUGUGGUACUGUAAUGAGAGUCAGCUCAAUUUAUCGAUUCUGAUUCAGAUUGUGAUUGAAAAGAAAUACGGUUCUUAUCCACUUCCUCCUUGCUCAUCUUCUUCUUAGAAAUUUGGUCUCCAACUUGGAACCGGUUCUUGAUAACCAACCGUCCACGAGACUGAAUUGCCAAUGUGUUUGUACUGAUAAUUUAAGUACAACAAAAUGUAUUUCUUGUUGUUGGCAUAACGUCACAAUAAUAUAUAUUUAAAUAUGAUUGUCUAAUAUUGAAUUCAUGUUCCCAGGGCUAUGCUAGUGUGAAGGUAGGAAGAGGAGAGGUGGUCUGAUGGGAAAAAAAAAUAACAGAUGAUGGUGGAGAAAGAGCUUCAGUUAGUUCUGUCUGCAUGGCGGCUCUGCAGCGACGCCCCAAACAGAAGCUCAACAUGUUCUAUAAAAAUCAUCUUCUGUGAGUUUAAAACAUGUCAACAUUAAAUCUGAACCUCAAAGCAGCCAGCUGAGUUAAAGUCUGUGAUCUCUGUUUAGCUUAGCUUAGCACUAAUAUGUCAUCUACUCCAAAUCUGUUCAAUUUACAUGUUGGCUAGGUCCAGCUAGCUUAGAGUUAGCUUGUAGGUUUAGUUAGCUUAUGCGGCAUUCAGACCAAACGUGAAUUUAAUCCAUGCAACGCUUUCCUCGCGGGGGUUUUGUCGCUGGAGAGCUGCAGAGUGUUCACACACAACGCAAUAACGCGAAUAAGCUUGAGAUACAGGCAGCACCUGGGCCAAGUUAGCUUAGAUUUAUCUCCGGGCCCUUUUAGCUUAGAAGUAGCUUCUAGGUUUGGUUAGCUCAGAGUUAGCUUCUAGGUUUAGUUAGCUUAGAUGUCCAGUUAACGUCAGGGUCCGCUUAGCUUAGAAUUAGCUUAAGAUCCAGAGAGCACCUGGGUUCUACUUUCAGACUGUGCUAAGCUAGGUUAACAGUUUCUCCUUCUUCCAGACUUUGUGCUAAGCUAGGCUAAUCACAGAGAUGAAGGUGAUCUGAAACAUCUGACACAGAAAAAGAGAACUGAAGGAAAAUCUCAGUUUCCUGUUAGCAUGACCUUUGACCUCUGAAGCACAAAAGUAGAUUAUGCAGUUUUUCCCUUCAGCGAGUCUUCCAGGCUGAACAGCUGUUAGUUGUUUAUUAGAUAACUUUGCCUUGAACUGUUUCUGCCUGUUUAACUGUUUAAACUUUUAUUUUUGUAGAGCAUGUGUGACCGUGUAGAACUACAUAUAUCAACAAUCAGCAUCAUUGCACUCUGGACAUUUACACAUUUUUGAAUUUGUUUAAUUAAAUGUUAAACGUGAGAUGUCACAUGACUAAACUUAAGAAUCAAGUGUUGCUUCAUGGGUGAGAAAAACCUCUUAAGUUAACACAACUGAAGAUAAAUAUUGUCCCUCAUGUGUCUCCGUACAGUUUAGCCUCAAAAGAAAAAUAACAAUUUUAUAAUCUUAUAACAUUUUGUAGAAUGUUUGUAUGCAGAUUGUUGUUGUUUGUAUUUACAGAAUGUAUCGUGCAUGUCAGUGCAGA
Micropterus dolomieu (smallmouth bass) is the source of this 2754-nucleotide messenger RNA. It is a transcript of the gene lhfpl4b, whose product is annotated as LHFPL tetraspan subfamily member 4b. The record is from RefSeq and is a predicted model, not a curated record. The coding region runs from base 82 to 762 and encodes 226 amino acids. Gene Ontology annotation, cellular component: plasma membrane. Gene Ontology annotation, biological process: sensory perception of sound. Lineage: Eukaryota; Metazoa; Chordata; Actinopteri; Centrarchiformes; Centrarchidae. The transcript has 7 exons.